This is a messenger RNA of Eutrema salsugineum, 1303 nucleotides long. RefSeq lists its product as uncharacterized. The transcript has 13 exons. The record is from RefSeq and is a predicted model, not a curated record. Bases 89 to 1150 code for a protein of 353 amino acids. Lineage: Eukaryota; Viridiplantae; Streptophyta; Magnoliopsida; Brassicales; Brassicaceae.
AAGAUAACAGAAUCUUUCUCAAUUUCUUCUUCUUCUUGUCGUUCGAUCUAGCUCGAAUCCUACUAGUUUCUCAGCGAUCACCGGAGUGAUGGAAACGCCGACUCACGAAGCCGAUGAGUUUAGAUCGGAGUUUCUCCUUCUUCUUCGUAGUCGACGAUCAGCCCAAGUUCCAUUGGUAGUGGAUAGUUCGAAGCCAGUGGAAAAUCCUAUAUUUCAAUCUCCUGUUCCAUCUUCAGAAGCUUUAGAGUCUUGUCCAAGGGAACACAUUGAUAACUUAAAUGACAAGCUUAAAGAGGAAAACCUUCAUUUGCACACUGAGGCUGCAGAGCAAGGUAGAUUGCCACUGCUUAUUUUAAGCUUGAAGGAGAGCAGUAACCAAAGAAGGCCAGCGAUUGUGUUUAUGCAUGGCACAAACGCAAACAAAGAAUGGUUAAGGCCAUGGCUUGAAGCAUAUGCUUCACGGGGAUAUGUAGCCAUCGGUUUAGACUCUCGCUACCACGGCGAACGUGCUGACUCCAAAACUGCCUAUCAAGAUGCUCUUAUAUCAUCUUGGAGAAAUGGAGACACAUUGCCUUUUAUCUUUGAUACUGUCUGGGACUUGAUCAAACUAGCUGAUUAUCUUACUCAGAGGGAAGAUAUAGACCCAAAAAGGAUAGGAAUCACCGGUAUUUCACUAGGAGGGAUGCAUGCUUGGUUUGCUGCUGCAGCUGACACUCGCUAUUCCGUGGCUGUCCCUUUAAUCGGUGUUCAGGGAUUUAGAUGGGCAAUAGACAAUGAUGCGUGGCAGGCAAGAGUCGACAGUCUAAAGCCUGUAUUUGAAGAAGCAAGGAUUGAUAUGGGAAAGAACGAAAUCGACAAAGAAGUGGUCGAUAAGGUGUGGAACAGAAUAGCUCCUGGCUUAGCAUCUAUGUUUGAUUCGCCAUACUCAUUACCAGUGAUUGCACCACGGCCUCUUUACGUCCUUAAUGGUGCGGAGGAUCCUCGCUGUCCUCUUGGAGGACUAGUUGUUCCUUUAAAGAGAGCUGAGAAGGCGUAUAGUAUAACUGCUUCUCCUGAAAAUUUCAAGUUCAGAGCAGAAGAUGGAGUUGGACACGAAGUGACGAGGUUUAUGAUCAAAGAAUCAUCCGAUUGGUUUGACAAAUUCCUCUAACAAGGAGACACCACUUCUGAUAAAAACUGAUGAACAUGUUCAUAUGUUGUAACAUCAAUAAAAUUGUAAACCAAUAAAUUCAUGUUUAUAAGAAAGAAACAUCUCCUUGUAACAUUACAUGUAUCUUUUUAAACAAUGUAUUUCAUUUUCAUU